Molecule: messenger RNA, 939 nt
Organism: Kwoniella mangroviensis CBS 8507
Lineage: Eukaryota; Fungi; Basidiomycota; Tremellomycetes; Tremellales; Cryptococcaceae
Exons: 1
Coding region: 1-939 (312 amino acids)
Biological process (GO): uroporphyrinogen III biosynthetic process
Cellular component (GO): cytosol
Molecular function (GO): uroporphyrinogen-III synthase activity
Source: RefSeq, a predicted model, not a curated record
AUGAACGACGAAAACCAGAUGACAAGACCUAUACCGGUGAUACUGUUCAAAACUCCCUCUCCAUCCUCUUCGCUUGACCCAUACUCACAGUCACUCUCAUCAAAAUCGUAUCAACCCACUUUCAUACCUGUCCUAGAAGAGACAUACGAUACGAGCUCCCUCGUACCAUCACUAGAAGGAGGAUCUGAACAUUGGGAAGGGGUGAUUAUAACCUCCCGUAGAGGGGCUGAAGGAUGGGUGAGAGCAGUCACCCAAUCUCGUAUUGGUACUGUAGCAAGUCCGAAGGGUAAAGGAAAAGGCAGGUGGGACGAGGUUCCCUUAUUCACAGUUGGAAAUGCAUCGUCAGAUCGUCUUUCGGAAUCCUCCAUGCCACCAGAAUAUAUACCGCAUGCUGUUGGAUACGAAGGAGACGUACCACCUAAAUCGGCUGUUCAUCUAAUUCCUCAUAUAAUAGAUCGUCUACCAAGAUUAGAAGGAACUUAUAAAAAGUAUUUGUUUGUAAGAGGAGAUAAGUCAACGGAGGUACUUCAAGAUGAAUUGAGGAAUAGCGGAAGGAUAGUAGAGGAAUUUAUGGUUUAUAGAACAACGCCUAGAUUGGAUAUUGGAGAGAACAUCAAUAAAUUUAGAGAAAGCCGACGACCACGACCCCAGCCGAAAUCAGAUGAGGAUGGAGAUGGGAAGGGGAAUGGACAAGAAGGGAAAGGAUGGUUAUGCUUCUUCUCACCUUCAGGCGCAGAGGUCGUCUUGCCUCACUUGAAGAAUCCGAAAGACGACGAACAUGGAUUUGAGGAUGGGUAUUGGAAAGGAUGGAAGAUAUUUGUUAUUGGAGAAACUACGAAAAAGUACUUCGAAGAAAGGGGUAUCAAGGUUGAUGCGGUUGCUGAAAGACCUAAUCCCCAAGGACUGAUGGAUGCUGUACGAGGUUAUGACAGCAUAUGA